This is a messenger RNA of Daldinia caldariorum, 2109 nucleotides long. RefSeq names its product MFS general substrate transporter. The record is from RefSeq and is a predicted model, not a curated record. Gene Ontology annotation, molecular function: L-cysteine transmembrane transporter activity. NCBI's taxonomy places the organism in Eukaryota, Fungi, Ascomycota, Sordariomycetes, Xylariales, Hypoxylaceae. The transcript has 5 exons. Gene Ontology annotation, cellular component: membrane. Gene Ontology annotation, biological process: L-cysteine transport; transmembrane transport. Bases 254 to 1813 code for a protein of 519 amino acids.
AUAGUUUUCCCAUGCAAGCGUGUCUCGACCCUUGAGGUAGGGUUAAAUAGCGUAUAAUAGCGUCUGCCACAAGACCUUGAUAGAGUAGUCCUCAUUAACAAGGAUGCAUUCGUCAUUUUGCGUGGGGGUUGGCGAGUACUACGCAAUGAGGCCUCUAUCCCAACGAGAAGUUUUAACUUAUAUGUAAGCGCAACUUGACCGUACACUGUCAAGUAGCUGUUCGGUAUUGAUUCUAUCGCGCGAACUGCAGACCAUGGCGUCUAAGACUACUGGGCAGACGUCUUCGGCAGAGGUUGGCUUCGAAGCACCGAAGCUUUCUGAUAAAUACGCCGACGAAAGCUACAAGCUCUUCUCUCAAGUCAAGGUAGAGCCGCCUACUCCAGAAGAGGCUGAGCGCAUCCGUAAGAAGAGCGUCAGAUGGAUAUUGUCAUUUCUUUGCGUCGGGUAUCACCUGAUGUACGUUGACAAGCAGACGCUUGGGAGUUCAUCUAUUCUCGGAAUUCUCGAAGACGCGCAUCUAAAUUCUAGCCAAUAUAAUUGGCUGUCGUCCAUCUUCUACUUUGGAUACCUAUUAGCUGAGUGGCCUCAGAACUGGGCGUUACAACGAUUCCCGGUUGCGAAAUGGCUGGCUGGAAACCUGGUUAUCUGGGGUUCCAUCUUGUUACUACAUAUUCCCUGUAAUAGCUUCGCAUCUCUCUUCGUCGUUCGCUUUUUCCUUGGACUGGCGGAAGCGUGCAUUGUACCCGCUUUCCUAUUGACGCUAUCCAUGUUCUUCACGUACGACGAGCAAGCCGUUCUAAUGCCCAUAAUGUGGGCUGCUGGGAAUUCCAGCCCCAUAACUUCAGGCUUGCUCUCAUAUGGGGUUCUGUGGAUAGAUACGGGGAGUUUCUCAUCUUGGAAAUGGUUCAUGGUCAUCACGGGAGGCCUGACUGUGAUAUACGGUGUUUUCGUCUGGCUCUUCUUCCCUGAUAACCCGAUGUCCGCCCAUUUCUUGACUCUGGAGGAACGCGCGCAGGCCAUUCUCCGUAUAGCCUCGAACCACUCCGGUAUUGAGCAGAAGCGGUUCAAACGCUACCAGCUAAUCGAGGCGCUGAAGGAUCCUAAAACCUGGCUUUUCUUUCUCCAUGCGUGGUCCCAGGAAAUGGCCAAUGGGUUGACUAACCAAUACUCGCUUAUCAUAAAGUCGUUCGGCUUCACCACCUUGCAGACUACGUUACUAGGCUGUAUUACUGGUCUUACUUCGCUAGUAUCUCUCGGAGCCGCCGCCCUAAUAUUGUCCAAGACGCGCAACACACGAGCGUGGCUCUCUGCUGCCGCAUACAUACCGCCCAUUAUCUCCAGUAUAUUACUCAUUACUCUUCCCUGGAGCAACCGUUGGGGGCUUCUAUCAGCCAUAUGGAUCAGAUCUACCGGAGGUAUCCCCUACAGUGUAGUUAUGAUCUGGGCGGCCAACUGCUCGGCGGGACAUACGAAAAAGACUGCUGUCAUCGCUCUAUACCAUGUGGGGUACGGCCUAGGUAACAUCCUAUCGCCGCAGCUGUUCCAAGAGCAAUACAAGCCUCGAUAUAUCGUCACCUGGUGGGUUAUUCUAUGGAUAGCGUGCGUGCUCCCGACAUUUAUCGUUCUCUACCUUCGGUGGUACUUGGUAAAAGAGAAUAAGAGGAGAGAUAUACUAGCUAAGCGCGGCGAAAUAAGAGAAGUCGGUGUCAUUGAGCAUAUUGAUGAGAGUGGUGAGCGGCGGGAAGAAGUGGUAGAUGCGAGACAGUUGGAUCUAACCGAUAGGGAAAAUCUGGCAUUCCGAUAUGUCCUAUGAUGUGGUAAAGCUUUAUAGAUACGGGAUAUCUGCUAUUUAAUGGACAUCAUGCGAGGUUCGCUGCUCAGACAUUAGGCAACGGAUCUAGCAUUAAAAUCUACCUAAGUACCUAAGAGGUAGGUAACAAAUCUGAGGAUCUCUAGCAACCAGUGACUUGAUCUUCUUGCCUACUACCUUGGGGUGCAGUGGUUAGUAGAAUCAUAAAAUACAGAUAUUUACCUAUGCUUCAAUCUUCACUUAGGUGCCUAGGAAAUCAAUUCUGUAAUAAUAGAUAGUGUUCAUAUUAAUUAUGAUUA